AUGGCUGAUGAGAUUCGCGGGAAUUCUGUUUACCAGGCCGAGCCUGAACCUGAGGUUUCUCAAACACCCUCGCCGGUAGAGAAGCCUCAAGCUCCGCAAGAGAAAAAUCCCGGUCUUCUGGCUAAGCUGGGACGAAUGAUCAAUGGAGAUGUCAGGGAAGAAAUGCCUGCUUUUAAGGACAUCCAGAUUCACACCUGGGAUGGUCCUGAUGACCCGGAGAACCCUUUCAACUGGAGCACCAAGUACAAAUGGCUGAUCACCAUCACCGUGUGUUUUAUUUCCAUCUUGACUGGUCUUCCAGCAGGAACCUACGGCUCUGGUAAUGACUGGAUGGAAAAGGAAUUCAAUGUCCAGAACUCUCCCUUCCCCAACCUCUACUGGGCCACCACCUCAUGGAACAUGGGCGCCGCCUUCUGGCCCCUGAUCUUCGUCCCCCUCACCGAGUCCUCUGGUCGCAUGCCUGGAUACUUCGUCGCGUACAUCAUUCUCGUGAUCUCGCUGUUUCCCUCCGCGUUCGCAAAGAACUUUGCAACCCUCGUCGUGACCCGUUUCUUCGGUGGCGGUGCCUCAUCCGUCUCUAUCAACAUUGUCGGUGGCAGUAUCUCCGAUAUCUGGUUCGGUGAACAUGCUCGCAGUCUGCCCAUGUCCAUCUUCGGUUUCACCAGUGUCAUCGGUAUUGCUCUGGGUCCCUUCAUCGGUUCUGCAAUCGUGCAGAUCCCCCGCGCCGAGCCAUGGCGCUGGAUCUUCUACGUCCAGAUCAUCUACAACGCAGCUCUGAUCCCAGUCUUCUGGUUCAUUCUCCGCGAGACUCGCCCGGAUGUCAUUCUCAAGACCCGCGCACGCAAGAUCAGAAAGGAAACCGGUCGUCCCAUCUUCGCGGCUGCGGAAAUCGAUGCCCCGAGCAAGCUCCGUUUGCUGCAGAUCUCUUUCGCUCGUCCUACGAACAUGCUGAUGACCGAGCCUGUCGUCAUCUUCUUUACUCUGUGGAUCAGUUUCGCUUGGGGAAUUCUGUACCUCUUCUUCUCCAGUGUCGUUCAAACCUACUCUACAAACUACAACUGGUCCACCCUGGCAACUGGUCUCGUCCAGCUGGCUAUUACAGUGGGUGCCGUUAUCGGAACCAUGAUCAAUCCCCUGCAGGAUAUGCUCUACUUCCGGUCCUCGCGUCGCAACACCGAGAAGCCAGGAAAGCCGGUCCCCGAAGCACGUCUAUACACUGCUAUCCCCGGUAGUCUGCUCUUCGCAGCGAGUCUGUUCUGGUACGGGUGGUCCAGUAAGCCCGAUGUGCACUGGAUCGUCCCCACUAUCGGUAUCACCUGCGCCGGUCUGGGUAUUUACUCCAUCUACAUGGCUGUCGUGAACUACCUGACGGACGCUUACGAGCGAUACGCUGCGUCUGCGCUGUCUGCUGCUUCGCUUGGACGUAAUGCCUUCGGUGCCUUCUUGCCGCUGGCUUCGCCUCAGCUUUUCAGUAACCUUGGCUUUGGAUGGGCUGGUAGUUUGCUUGGUUUCAUUGGUGUUGCGUUGUCAGUUGUGCCUGUUGUGCUUGUUCUCAAGGGUCCCCAGAUUCGCGCUCGCAGUACUUUCAUGAGCGAGGCUAUGUGGGAGCCUGAGGAGAAGGUUGAGGUUGACCAGUCUGGCAAGGGCGAUAUGGGCCCUACUGCUGAGAACAUCGCGUAA
Penicillium brevicompactum is the source of this 1680-nucleotide messenger RNA. RefSeq lists its product as uncharacterized. The record is from RefSeq and is a predicted model, not a curated record. Lineage: Eukaryota; Fungi; Ascomycota; Eurotiomycetes; Eurotiales; Aspergillaceae. Gene Ontology annotation, molecular function: transmembrane transporter activity. Gene Ontology annotation, biological process: transmembrane transport. Bases 1 to 1680 code for a protein of 559 amino acids. The transcript has 3 exons.